Suricata suricatta (meerkat) is the source of this 4569-nucleotide messenger RNA. It is a transcript of the gene VWA3A, whose product is annotated as von Willebrand factor A domain containing 3A. Bases 1 to 3558 code for a protein of 1185 amino acids. The transcript has 34 exons. NCBI's taxonomy places the organism in Eukaryota, Metazoa, Chordata, Mammalia, Carnivora, Herpestidae. The record is from RefSeq and is a predicted model, not a curated record.
AUGCAGGUGGUAGUUGAAGCCACGGGAUUGGGUGUUUUUAUAAUGGCUACACAUACUAGUCAUGCCUCCCAUGGUCAAGAUAAUACAUUUCUGGAAAACCACUGCAUGAGGAGAAACAAUGCCAGAGACCCAAAGAAGCACUUGGACCAGAAGGAUAUCCAUGGACUUGGCCAAAAUCCAGACAGUGGGCUACUGGUUACACAUGUUAACCAGACACAGGACUUACUGAGGCUGCAGGGAGAGAAGACGCAGCCUUCAGCUUGGGAGGACCCGGAAGACUGGCUUUCCACGCACAGUUUACAGUUUGAGAGGCUCACCUUGGCUGACCUGAUUAGCCAGGGCACCACAGCGCUGGAAGAGGGCAGCAAUGUGAUGAGGAAAGUGCACUUCUCCACCCAGGUCAUCCACCAAUUUGAAUCAAAGCUUUCUGGAGCUAUUGAACUUUAUCAACAGAGAAUCCAGUGGCUCACAGAAAACAGCCGGAAGGCAUUUGGCCUCAUCAAGGGAGCCAGAGUCGGCAUCAUCAUUGAUGUGUCCGCCAUUGGCAGUGGUCCUCAGAAAGAGGAGUUCCAAAACGACCUCCUGAGCCUCAUUGAUGAGCAGCUGAGCCACAAGGAGAAGCUGUAUGUCCUGUCCUUCGGCACCACCACCAGCGCCCUCUGGCCAGACGCUGUGGAAGUGAGCCCCUCCGCCCUGCAGGAACUCAAGCUCUGGGUGAAGAAGCUCCAGCCCGAUGGGGGCAGCAAUCUGCUACAAGCCCUCAGGAAAGUCUUCACCCUGAAGGGGCUGAAUUCUCUGGUGACCAUAAUGGGCAGCUGCCCAGAUCAGCCUUGUGAAAUUCUGUCCGACUACAUCCAACAGUCCACCAUGGGACGGGACCUCGUCACCCACAUCAUCACCUACAAAUGCAACAACCAGGUGCCCCCUGCCGUCCUGAAGAACCUUGCAGAAGCUCUUGGAGGCUACUACCACUGCUACAGCACAGAGAUGGAGGUGUGUACCAGCUGGGACAUAGACCAGCUCCUGGCAGAAAUCCAGAAGGCCCAGAGCCUCCUGAGCCACAUCCAAGCCUUGCACAACAGGACCCCCUGUGAGGAGCUAACAGGCAUGAGGAAGGAGAUUUCCACAGAUAUUGCAAAAGAGCCACUCACAGGUCUCUUGCAUAAACCCCCAAAGCAUGAGGGUCCCCUCACAAUUGAGUUCCCAAACUUGGACAAGACUUCUGCAGAAUGGCUAAAGAUCAAUGGCCUAAAAGCCAAAAAGCUAAGCCUUUAUCAGGUUCUGGCACCCAACGCAUUCUCUCCCGUGGAGGAAUUUGUGCCUAUUCUCCAGAAAACGGUAUCUUCAUCUAUCCAUCAGAAGGCAAUGGUACAGUUUGAAUGGCAUGACGGGACAGUGAAGAAUGUUCAUGUGGACGUGCCCUUCCUCUAUGAGUACCAGAAACAGCUCAACAGAGCUAUGCGGAUGUAUGAGAGGCGGAUCGAGUGGCUCUCCUUGGCCAGCAGAAGAAUCUGGGGCACCGUCUGCGAAAAAAGGGUGGUUAUACUGCUGGAUAUCUCUGUGACCAAUUCCAUGUACAUUAUUCAUAUCCAGCACUCCCUGCGGCUGCUGCUGGAGGAGCAGUUGUCCAACAAGGACUGCUUCAACCUCAUUGCGUUUGGAAGCACAGUAGAAAGCUGGAGGCCAGAGAUGGUGGCCGUGAACCACGAAAACUUGCAGAGCGCCUGGCGGUGGGCCCUGACUCUGCAGUGUCGGGGCAGCAGGAAUGUCCUCGGAGCCCUGCGGAAGGCCAUGGAAGUGGAUUUCAAGGACAAAGACAAACACCAAUCACAGGGCAUCUACCUCUUCACGGGGGGCAUCCCUGACCAGGACGUGCCCAUGGUCAGCACCUACGUGGCUGAGGCCUGUGGGGGCUGUGAUCUCCAGCUGAACGUGUGUCUCUUCUAUGUGGGCGAGCCCCAGAUGGACCCCACGCCCCCCGCCUGCUAUGCCAGCCGCAGUGACACGGCCGCCGCCUACCGGGAGGUCACCCAGGCCACCGCUGGGCGCCUCCACUGGUUUGGAGACACAGGCAUUUAUGAAAGCGACGACAUCAAUGCCAUCGUGUCUGAGAUGGAAAAGGCUUUCAACUACUCCCAAAAGUGUGCCUUACUGGUGUCCUCCCUGAAGAACCAGUCUGGAAAACAACUGGAAAGCUCGGCCCUUCUGAAGGAAGAACCAAAGAUGUUCAAGAAAAGAAGUCAGCCUAGGAAACUCUGUUCUUCCAAGCCCACAGCUCCCUCGGUGGCCAGAAUGAGCCUUAAAGAUGACCGUGACAGAGAGAAGAGCUCCCCCUUGAAAGCUCUGACACAGCUGCCACUCAGUGCCAAAGCCGGCAUCCCAGCGGCUUCAGCCCAGCCAGCGAAAGAAGGGACCAGAGAACAGAGGAGGAAGACCAAAUGGAGGGAAGCAGAGACAUCUCUCUCACUGUUUUAUACAGAGACAGGGAAUAAUGUGGGCUCUGUCUAUAAGAAGUACCCUCAAGGAAGGGGGAUACGAAGGGUUAACUCUUCUAUCCGGUUGCCCAGGAAGGAUGCAGUUUGCUCAAGCCAAGAGUGGGUAGCAAAUUAUGGGCUAAAAAAACUGAGGAUGGAAAUCUUCAGAUACAUCGGUCCCAGAUGCACUCAUCAGAAGUCAGGCCAGGGGCUGGCGUCAGCCAAAUACUGCAACAUCCUGCCCAGCGUAGAGAUCAAUGGGGUGGUGAGACACAUCCAGUGGACGCCCAGGGAAACGGAAGCAUACAUCACGUGUCUGGAGAAGGUGACGAGGCGCUAUGUCCAGAGGCUGCAGUGGCUUCUGUCUGGGAGCCGCCGAUUAUUUGGCACCAUUUUGGAGAGUAAAGUGUGCAUCCUGGUGGACACGUCAGGAUCUGUGGGCCCCUACCUGCAGCAGGUGAAGAUGGAGCUGAUUCUGCUGAUUUGGGAGCAGCUGCGGAAGCACUGUGACAGGUUUAACCUGCUCAGCUUUGCGGAGGACCUGCAGCUGUGGCGGGACACUCUGGUGGAGACCACAGAUGCAGCCUGUCACGAGGCCAUGCAGUGGGUAACCCACCUGCGCGCCCGGGGGAGCACCUCAGUCUUGCAAGCAUUACUGAAAGCCUUCACUUUCCACGAUGUGGAAGGAUUGUACCUCCUGACUGACGGGAAGCCAGAUACAAGCUGCAGCCUUAUUUUAAAUGAAGUCCAAAGACUCAAAGAGGAAAGAGAUCUGAAACUGCACACCAUUUCCCUGAAUUGCUCAGGCAGGGCGGCGGUUGACUUCCUGAGAAAUCUAGCCUCCCUCACGGGGGCCCGCUAUCACUGCCCCGUGGAUGAGGACACACUCUUCAAAAUCCACGGCCUGCUGACCAAGGGCUUCACGGAUGAAAGGGAUCCCGGAUUGCCACUAUUUGAAGGAGAUGAUUUGAGGAUACUGGCCCAGGAGAUCGCCAAGGCCAGAAGCUUCCUCUGGAAGGCCCAGUUCUUCAGGUCCCAACUCCAGAAGAAAAACAACACAGAACCAAAUGUCACUCUUUUCUAGAGAAGGGUUCUCAGCCACGAAAUUAUCACUCGCUGGAAAGCCCUGCCUGGAAACGUUCUUCUUACCUCCGUCUGCCUGGUGACUUCUGCUCCUCCACCAAGGCACGGCUGAUGUGGCAUCAGCUCCACUGUGAAGAUGUCCCUGGGACCCACCAAGAGCUGGGAGCCUCCCACCGCAUCCUGACCAAACAUCUCCUCAUCACAGAGGCACUUAGCACUUAGGAUGCUCGGCUUCCUCACUCCUUUUGCCAACUCUUUUUCUUGACUAUGAGCUCCCCCAGGAUGAGGCUGGUGUCCUAACCAUCUCUAGGUCCCCUGGAAUGUCCUAACAAUCCCUAGCCACCCCCCCUCCUUGCCUCGGGGGCAGAUGUAGUAAGCUGUGAACAAGCACCCGGCUUCGCUGCGGGAGCCCAGCUCCAGAAACCGGCCAGAGGGUGUUAUUUCUGUCCUGGUCCCUUCACUCUCUGCUUCCCACCACGCUGGUCUAGGGGGGUGAUGCAGACUCACCGGCAGCAGAUCUUGGGAGAGGAAACAAGUGAGCCCCCUACCUGUUCAACCAAAGUGAAUCAGGUCUGCUCUGGAGCUGAGUCCAGAGAGAGUGGUCUGCUCAAGCAGGUGAAAAUUUGGUUGGGUCCACUGGGCCUGGCCCUGCUGCGUCCAUCUGGAAUGAAUAUCUCAUGUGUUAUGUGGUCUGAUUUCCUGAGACCAGAAAAUAUUGCUUUUAUUUAAUAGAAUCAAAAUGACUUUUAAACUGAAGUGAUGAUCGUUUGUGUGUGUGUGUGUGUGUGUGUGUGUGUGCAAAUUUUUGGUGAUCUAAAAUGUUAGUAAAAGACUCAUAUGCAGGGGAACCUGGUAGCUCAGUCAGUUGAGCCUCCAACUUCGGCUUAGGUCAUGAUUUCAUGGUUCAUGAGUUGGAGCCCCAGUUGAACUUGGUGCUGUCAGCGCACAGAGCCCGCUUCAGAUCCUGUGACCCCCUCUCUAUCGGCCCUUCCCCAUAUGUGUGUACAUGCUC